UUGUAUACAUGUCGUAAGUGUAAACGCGGUGUCACAAGACGCUCGGUUAGACAAUAUGGCCGACCGACUAACACAGUUGCAAGAUUGUGUAACACAACAAGCUGAACAUUUCUACAAUAGUAUAGGAAUACUACAGCAGUAUGCACCAAGUAGUCCAUUUCCUGGGUUUGAAAAGCCAGGAUGCAAACCAUCAUCACCACCCCCCCAAGAAGAUUAUGCAGCUCUGUUUGCAAAACUGAUCACAAGAACUGCCAAGGACAUAGAUGUUCUCAUAGACAACUUACCGAGUGAAGAUUCUUCUACAGAACUGCAGGUUGCCAGUUUGCAAAAGUUGGAGCUGGAGAACCAAGAAGAGGCUCAAAAAUUGGAAGAAAUUGUGGCUGAAGGAGAAGAGUUACUGCAAAAAAUUCAGAAAUCUUUAGCACAGAUAGCAGCAUCUCAGUUGUUCAGUCAAGCUCUGGAGAGUAAUUCAAGUCCAUCAAGGCUUUCAUAAAGCAACUGGUUAUAACUGUUGGAUCUAACAAGACUUACAUAAAACAACUGGUUAUAACUGUUGGAUCUAACAAGACUUACAUAAAACAACUGGUUAUAACUGUUGGGUCUAACAAGGCUUACAUAAAACAACUGGUUAUAACUGUUGGGUCUAACAAGACUUACAUAAAACAACUGGUUAUAACUGUUGGGUCUAUCAAGGCUUUUAUAAAGCAACUGGUUCUAAGUGUUGGAUCUAACAACAGCCGGUGUGUAGGUGUGCCCAUCAUGAUGUGUAGUGUUGUGUGUACACCUAUCUAAACCAAAAGGAAAUGGGGUAGUGAAAGGUUUGGUGUAAAGGAGUUGAGAACAUUUUGUGUCAUUGUUGGUGCAAAUGGUAAAUAAAAUAAUAAACCUUAUCCAAGCUGAAGGUAUUUGAAUUUUCUUUUUUGCCCAUCCUGAUUUAAUUUUUUUGGCAUGACAAUUUUCAUGUUACUUUAACAAGUUUUAGUAGGAUAUCAGUUUUUGAACUCAUAGUAAAAAAAAAGGUUUUAUUUACUGAGAAACUAGAACUAAACUUUUGUGGUUGCAGAAAAGGCAGCCAAAUUCAUUUGAAGACGUUAAUUAAUUUUUUUAUAUAUUCAUUGUUAGAAACACCACUUUAAUAAAAGUUAAAAACAAUUACAUUAUUUAUAGUGAUGUCAUAUGGUUCAUUUAUUUUUUUUACAACAAAGUGAGCUUUAACGAUACGUCUGUUUUGCUAAUUUUAUUAGGUUCAAAUACAAUUUUCAAUAGGAUACGCUGGGCAGUUCUUCUAAAUUUAUGUAGCCUAGAUGUAGAUAUUCUAAAUCUACGGAUAGGCCAAACCUAAAUAAAUUAUUAAAUUAUUUUUUUAUUCUUGUGUUUUUCUGCAUUUGUAUUAAAAAUUUUGAACAUUUCUUUUUA
Messenger RNA from Physella acuta, 1416 nucleotides. Its product is annotated as mediator of RNA polymerase II transcription subunit 21. The record is from RefSeq and is a predicted model, not a curated record. Gene Ontology annotation, biological process: regulation of transcription by RNA polymerase II. NCBI's taxonomy places the organism in Eukaryota, Metazoa, Mollusca, Gastropoda, Physidae. Gene Ontology annotation, molecular function: transcription coregulator activity. Gene Ontology annotation, cellular component: mediator complex.